Molecule: messenger RNA, 3151 nt
Organism: Balaenoptera ricei (Rice's whale)
Lineage: Eukaryota; Metazoa; Chordata; Mammalia; Artiodactyla; Balaenopteridae
Gene: UST
Product: uronyl 2-sulfotransferase
Exons: 8
Coding region: 231-1457 (408 amino acids)
Cellular component (GO): membrane
Molecular function (GO): sulfotransferase activity
Source: RefSeq, a predicted model, not a curated record
GCGCCGCCGAGCCGGGGCCGGGCACCUCGGCCGCUCGGGCCGCGGCGGCGGGGACCAUGCCGAGGAAAGUCUCCUGAGCCCGGCAACUUCGGCCCCUCCCCGCCCCCACCCGGGCUGCCCUCGGCGCGGCCCUGUCCAUGUGCAGCCGGCCGGCCAGGCUCUCCUCCUCGCAGGCGGAUGGGUGACCUUUUCCUGGCGCGGGCAGGCUGUGCAAGGCGGCGGAGCAGGCGAUGAAGAAGAAGCAGCAGCAGCAGCAUCCCGGCAGCGGCGCGGAUUCCUGGCCCCAUGGGGCCCCUCUGGGGGGCGCCCCUCCCGGCCUGGGCAGCUGGAAGCGCCGGGUCUCCCUGCUGCCUCUCCUGCGCUUCUCCCUCCGGGACUACGGUUUCUGCAUGGCCACCCUGCUGGUCUUCUGCCUGGGCUCCCUCUUCUAUCAGCUCGGCGGGGGACCCCCGCGCUUCCUGCUCGACCUGCGGCAGUAUUUGGGAAAUUCCACUUACUUAGAUGACCAUGGACCCCCUCCUAGUAAGGCGCUACCUUUCCCGAGCCAGGUGGUGUACAACAGAGUUGGCAAGUGUGGGAGCCGGACCGUGGUCUUGCUUCUGAGAAUCCUGUCAGAGAAGCACGGAUUCAAUUUGGUUACGUCAGACAUUCACAACAAAACCAGACUUACCAAAAAUGAACAAAUGGAACUGAUUAAAAAUAUAAGUACUGCCGAACAGCCCUAUUUAUUCACUCGACAUGUUCAUUUCCUCAACUUCUCAAGGUUUGGAGGAGACCAGCCUGUCUACAUCAACAUCAUUAGAGACCCUGUCAACCGGUUUUUAUCUAACUAUUUUUUCCGUCGAUUUGGAGACUGGAGAGGAGAACAGAAUCACAUGAUCCGUACCCCCAGCAUGAGGCAGGAGGAGCGCUACCUGGACAUCAACGAGUGUAUUCUUGAAAACUAUCCUGAGUGUUCCAACCCCAGGUUAUUUUACAUCAUUCCGUAUUUUUGUGGACAGCAUCCCAGAUGCAGGGAGCCUGGUGAGUGGGCCCUUGAAAGAGCAAAACUGAACGUGAAUGAAAACUUCCUGCUUGUGGGGAUUCUUGAAGAGUUGGAAGAUGUGCUGCUUUUACUGGAAAGAUUUUUACCUCAUUACUUCAAGGGUGUGCUCAGUAUCUACAAAGACCCAGAGCAUAGGAAACUUGGAAACAUGACUGUGACCGUGAAGAAGACCGUCCCCUCUCCUGAGGCUGUGCAGAUUCUCUACCAGCGAAUGAGAUACGAGUACGAGUUCUACCACUACGUCAAGGAGCAGUUCCACCUGCUGAAGCGCAAGUUCGGACUGAAGUCCCGGGUCAGCCACCCCGUGCUGAGACCCCAGUUCUUCAUUCCGACCCCACUGGAAACCGAGGAGCCGAUUGAUGACGAGGAACAGGACGAUGAGAAGUGGCUCGAAGAUAUUUAUAAGAGGUGAUGCCAGCUCUGUGUUGCCUCCAAUGGCUUAAUCUCCCUUUCCAGAAAGUUUUUUGUUUGGGGAAGAAAAACCCUUAAGGGACGAAAUUAAUGCUCGGCAGCAUUAAAAAGAACAAAACGUUCCCACAGGUUGGGGUCAUUGGGAGAUGCCCGGUUUUGCGGGUUUUAUUUGUUUGAUUUUAUUCUGUGUUUUUCUGGCUCCUUGGGUCCUUCUGAGGUACACUACAUGGCUCCAUCACAAGGCAUCUCAUCAUAAAAUAGCUUUUCUUCCCCUAGCAUAAAUGAGAGAAAACGGAGAAAUAGAGCUUAUAGCCCAAUAACUUAUCAUUUGUAAGAUGACCUAUAAAAAUAUUACUUCAGUGGUAGGAAACAUCCAGACUUGUAUAUUUCAGUAGCAACACAAAACCACUUCAGAGACCAGGGAAUCUACUCUAGAAGAGGAGGAGAGGAGGAGAAGUAAGUAAGAGGAGAAGGUCAGACAGAUAAGGGCAUCAGAAGGAAAGAUGCCCCUGGGUAAGUGGUUUCUGCCCACACGGGUAGAAUUCUGCCUCUGGUCCAUCUCAGGGGACACUUUCACCAAGAGCAGCACGCUUAUUAUCUCUGAAAGAGCAAGUAGGCUUGUGCCACACCCUUCACCAGUCCAGAGCCUUGAGUACCUCUCAAGGUCAAAGCGCAUGGCAAACUCCAUUGAGGCAUUUCAUUUCCAAGCACCAUUCUGACAGAUUUCAAAGUAGCAUAGCCAGGAAAAGAGUUUGUUGGCUGUGUAAAGAAGAGCAUGGGCAAGACAGAUCAACUCUGGAGGUCAUGUGGCCUAGGAAAAUGGCAUGGCUGUGUCCUUUGCACCCAACAUGAAACAUGUCUCUUACCAGCAUUGCUUUAACUGGAAACCCAGGAACCAAUUUAGCUCUGACAUUUGACUCCUGUGGCAUAAGUUCUAAGCCUGACCACAGACAAUGCAUGAUCUAUCAGGCACACCCCUGGCCAGCUGUGUCCCAAAGUAGCUGGUAUCUUUUACCUUCUAGGUCCCUUAAGAGGUACUUGUUUUUGGUGUUUUGGGGGCUCAGAAAGGGCUACUGAGUUCUGUGCAGGCAGCAGUCAAAAUACAGUUCCACUUAUUAUGGAAGCAACUCCCUGCUGAGAACCCUUACUAGGACAUCGGGAAGAGAAGCAGGAGCUUCUGGGUAAGAGACUGCUUGGCCAGAUUUAUGAGUAGGUGUCUGCCCCCAAAGUGAUCUGAGUAGAAGUCGGGCAGUUCCAUUCCUCCAAAAUAUCUCCUCCCCAUCCCUUUCCCAUCACCUGCCCAUCUCCGUGGUGCCUUGGUUCAAUCAUUAGAAAUCUAUUUCUUUGGAUUUGAGAUGUUUUCAUCUUUGACCACCCCCCCCCCCGAAAAUACAUAUACUCUUGGGUGGAUAAUAUACAGCAAUAUGAGAAGCAGGGGUGCAGGUGCUGGUGACAGGCAAGGUACUUGGGACAAAUUUUGUCUCCUUCAUGUUUUUUCCCCUAGAGCCAGCCCUUCAAGAGCCCUAGCAAAGUGUGAGUUGGGAAUACUUAAUAGUAAAUAAGACUCUGACUUUACACAAGCUACACAUUUUCUGCUUUUCAGAAACCAACAAGUCUCUCUAGAAUUUUUUCUUCGUUCACUAAAAUUGGACAGUAGCCAAGAUAUAAAGCAAGUCAUUUGGAACCUGUCAAGUG